UCUAUAUCCAUCCCUCCAUUUUUUCUUCACGGCCAGCUAGCUCUCUCCCAGACGACGUACGCUCAAACUAGCUCAUGAAGAUCGGGUGCGACGCCUGCGGGCAGGCGGAGGCGGCGGUGCUGUGCUGCGCCGACGAGGCCGCGCUGUGCCGCCGCUGUGACGCCGCCGUGCACUCCGCCAACAAGCUUGCCGGCAGGCACCACCGCGUCGCACUCCUCUCCUCGACGCCGGCCUGCUCCUCGCCGCCCGGCCAAGGCGACGACGGCGGAAGCCACCCAGCAUGCGACAUCUGCCAGGAGAAAACGGGUUACUUCUUCUGCGUGGAGGACCGCGCCCUGCUGUGCCGGAGCUGCGACGUCGCUGUCCACACAGCGAGCCCCCACGUCUCAGCCCACCGCCGUUUUCUCAUCACCGGUGUCCGAGUCGGCGCCGCACAGGACCACAUUGAUGCCGACCCCAGUGGUGCCGCCGCCAUCGUCAGCCCAAGCAGCAGCAGCGCCAACGGAAGCAACAGCGUGCCCACCUCCGGGAACCUCACCGUCGCUGACAACCGGCUGUCGGUGGAGGCAGCAGGGCUGAUGGAGGGAGGAGAAGACGACGUUGGCCAGCAGCAGCAGUGGCCGUGGAGCGACAUCUUUGCCGAUGACGGCGUUGGCAUGGACCAGCACCAGUGCUACCCCGGCUUCUCUGAACCUGGCUCCUCCAGCCUCACUGGAUGAUGCAAGUUUCAGCCAAAUGGAUUUAUCAUAUAACUGGCAAGAGUUGAUCCAUAAAAUAUUGUAAAAUGAUAUGUUUUGAUUCAUAAGGAAUCAAUUUAUUA
This is a messenger RNA of Lolium rigidum, 820 nucleotides long. RefSeq names its product B-box zinc finger protein 22-like. The coding region runs from base 75 to 719 and encodes 214 amino acids. The record is from RefSeq and is a predicted model, not a curated record. Gene Ontology annotation, molecular function: zinc ion binding. Gene Ontology annotation, cellular component: nucleus. The transcript has 2 exons. Lineage: Eukaryota; Viridiplantae; Streptophyta; Magnoliopsida; Poales; Poaceae. Gene Ontology annotation, biological process: regulation of DNA-templated transcription; photomorphogenesis.